Messenger RNA from Arctia plantaginis, 1164 nucleotides. NCBI's taxonomy places the organism in Eukaryota, Metazoa, Arthropoda, Insecta, Lepidoptera, Erebidae. The record is from the annotation of a GenBank genome assembly.
AUGGCCUUCAACUUCGAUAGCGGUCAAUUCUUCAGAGAAUCAACACCGAAACGGUUGGGAAAUUGGCAGGUCCCGCGAUGGUCGCCAACACGCGCUCGACCAUUAGAAUAUCGGCCAGACCCAAAACCAAUAUGUGAUCUCAACGGACAUUUCCUACCUGGUGCUCCUAGAGGAUCGUCUCGAUGUUUCGGUCACUACACUGGAACUUGGGAUCUUCCAAAGAAAAUAACUCGUCAAGUAGCCCAGGAACUAGCGAAAGAGCCGCCAGAUGGAAGAUUUCCAGAUUGGUUGAAUCUUCGUGUCCAAAGACCUAAAGCGAUAACUUCGGAACGCAUGCGCGGUGGAAAACGCGCCAAAGCUAAGAAAGUAGAGGCAGCGGUUGAAUCACAGUCACAGCAGACGUUCCAAGAAACUAUAAAUAAUUCUAUUAAGGAUCAAAAACAAUCUGAGACUGAAGAAUUGCAAAAUAAUCAAGAUCAAAAUAGCGAAGGAUACAAGGAUGAUGAUCCUUUGGAUUUAAAAGUAAAGAAAGAACCUGUAGAUGCAGACGGCCGUAGUCCUUACAUUCCAGGUGCGUUGACCGACCCUGAUAAAAGACACGAAAAUAGUUAUAUUUUAGUAAAAGACGCUGUAGAAAAGUUGCACGGUCCACAGGAGGAAGAUACAGAUACAUUUUGGAGAAAAGUAGCUGAAAAUGCAAAGAAAAAUGACCAGAUUCGUAAACAGAAUAUGAGAGACACGAGAACUAGUGGAACACCGAAAUUACCUUACGUAAAUGUCGCUCAUAACUUUCAGUUUGCCAAAAAAAUGCACGUCGGAAAUCUGGAGCAUCAGCCUUUACCCGAUACUUUAGGAUACCGGAAUAUGACAAAGAUUGCAGAACAUCGUGAUUCAGAUAUCAUUGUAAAACCGUAUGCUAUCGGCUGGAAAGGUUACGGCGCAUCUGGUCCGACGUGUUGCACGAAGAUGCGCGUUCACCGACCAAAAACUUGUGACCCAAAAAAAUCUGAUGGUGAUAAAGACAAUACUCACAGGCCUGUUACGUCUGCUCCAGAUUUAGGUGGUCAAUGUAAGAAGCCCAUGAGCCUGAUGGACCUGGCAAUUUGUUGGGACUUUAGACCAGACGAUCCUAAAAUUGAACCUAAAACCACCGAAACAUAUUGA